This is a messenger RNA of Crotalus tigris (Tiger rattlesnake), 4529 nucleotides long. RefSeq names its product slingshot protein phosphatase 1 (gene SSH1). NCBI's taxonomy places the organism in Eukaryota, Metazoa, Chordata, Lepidosauria, Squamata, Viperidae. Gene Ontology annotation, cellular component: cytoplasm. Bases 2341 to 4383 code for a protein of 680 amino acids. The transcript has 14 exons. The record is from RefSeq and is a predicted model, not a curated record. Gene Ontology annotation, biological process: actin cytoskeleton organization; negative regulation of actin filament polymerization; protein dephosphorylation. Gene Ontology annotation, molecular function: actin binding; protein tyrosine/serine/threonine phosphatase activity.
CACCAGCGCUGCGAGUGACCUGUGGUCUCUGGAAACGGGGCUUGGAAUGUCUGGCAGCCCAGGCGCCCACGCCUCUGCAGCCACACAAUGGCCCCUCACAAAGAGCUUUUGUUGGUGCAGCUCUGCAGACCCGGGAGCGAAGCUUUCCAGCCUCAGACUCACUCCGUCUUCGGUCCUUUCGGCCCUUCGCCAAGAGGCAGGGUGGGGGUUGGGUUUCCCCUGGGUCCAACGAGAUGAUGCCUCCAGAAGAGGAGCAGAAGAGCCAGCCACUCUGCUCCUCCAUGCCCCUCGGCCUGGCUCCAAGAAUCCUUGGGUGGACAGCCAAAGGUGGGACCCUCCCAGGGCUGAAAGUAGUUCCUGAGCCCGUCCGGUUGACCUGCUUCUGGAAAAGCCAAGCGGGUCCCUUUCAGAGGUGAGCCUCAGACAGAGCUCUUCCCUUUCUGGAGAAGUGUCCCAACAGGGCAGUUUUCUUUCCUCACAUAAACGGUGGCCAUCAACCAAUUCUUCCUUAUUGAUUUAUUCAUUGUUGACAGUCCUUGUGCCAGACCCUUUGCAGGGGGGGGGGAGCCCCAGAAGGGAGAUGUCCCAGGGAAGGAGCUUCCUGGCCUUGGGGCUCAGUGUGAACGCGGUGCUGUAGCUGAAGCCGAGAGGUCUGUCCUUGCAGUGUCAGAAUUUUGAGUCUUAGAAAUGCCACCUUGAAAACGCUGUUUUUUCUUUGGGAAUACAGAAUUUUGGAAGGCCUCAAAGCUGGCCAGGGUCUUGGCACUGAAAGUUGACGACAGUGCUAUCUAAGAGCCCCUCGCAAGAGCAGGGCUGGAGACCUGAAGGAGGGACGUACGGAACGUGUUCUCCUUAGAACGCCAACUUUCUCUGAAAGAAGCAGACCUCCAAGCACAAACCUGCCAGGGGCCUUGGGGACCUCACAAGGGGGCUUUGGCUGGCUCUGUGGGGUUCAGAGCCAGCUCUGCGAUUCCAUUCCAGUGCCUUAAUUUCCCUCUGCAGCUCCAGUUAGGUGCGGCUUUCCAUGCUUCCUCAGCUGGGAAGGAGGCCCUGUGAGCCCUCCAGGGCUGGGGACCUCUCUCCAAACAGCUGAGGGGCAGGAGAGGCCUUUGCGCAUCUCCUCAUUAGUCUGUAAUGGAUUGAGAGAAGUAGAACUAGUACGGUAUCUCAGAGGGUCCCAAAGCACUUUAGGUGCCCCGUUCUCCAUUCCCUCCCUCCUGAACGUUUCCGUAGGUAGAAAUCUAUGCACGGCCUUAAUAUUAUCGGAGUGCAAAUGCUCCAUCACCCUCUGCGUUCCGUCUCAGUGGCAUUGGUGCAAACUUGUUCGCUGCGCCUUGUACUAGGACUACAACACCCAGAACCCUCAGCCAGACUUUUGGGGAGUGGUAGCACAUCGGGGGACAUCUGCUGGUUUAGGCUGCUUUAGCUUUUCUGUUUCGCAAGUGGCUGAGAUGGCCUGUUUCGCAUGUCCUCUCCUUUUCCUGGUGGCCAGCCUUGGCCAUCAGACGGUCAGAAGGGGAGGUGGCCAGACCCCAGAAUGGCUCCCAGUUUUUGGAGGGAGGGGUUCAGGGAGGAGGAGGGUUGGGAGGAGUAAAACCUGCUUUGGGGGUCUCAAUUUCUCCUCCCACCAGCAUGUGAAAUGAAGAUGGUCCACUGCUAAACUUUUGGUUGGACGGUAGUGAAUUCAAACUGAACAAUUCAUGACCCAAAUGUCACCCCUGGGCCCUUCUGAGACACUGGGAGCAGCUGCCAUCCUCGUUGCCAGUGCAGGGAGCUCAGGAGAUCUAGGAAGACUUUCAUUUUCCAUGGAAAAGUCUUGUAUAAUAGCUGGUUCCAAGCUGUCUCGUCUCCAUCUGUCUGCUUCUCAAAUGCUGCCCACUGAAAUUGGACCCUAAUCCGAUUCCCCAGGAUGGUCUUACUCUCCCAGGACCUCAUGCGAGUCCUGAUGUGGGCGGUGAGGAACGCCAGCCCUUCGUCCACCAGGCUGGCCCCCUUGACUCUCCCAAGGUCAGCCAAGAGGAUCUGUCCAGCCAGUGAAGCAAAGGACUUCAGCGGCUGCGAACCAGCAAAGGUGGUGGGAGGGGAGGGCUCUCAACGAGCAUUGCCCAGGCCCCCUUUCCUCCUGAAAGCCUUCUUUCAUCAGGGUGGACGAGGACAGGUCCUCGCUCGUGUUUGGGGCCGAGAUUCCGUGGGGGGAAGGGGGCAGGGCUCUGUAAAAGCCAUCCAUUCCCGAGAGACGUGGAGAUUCCUCCCUCCUUCGCGCAGAAGGAUCGGUUGGCUUUUUGAUUCCCACCAAGAAAUGUCAAGAACCUCUCAGCACGAUGACUUGAAGAGUCGGUUAUGAACCUAUCUGACUUUGCUACCUUCUGCCUGUCCUUUGGGGCCACACGGUGUUUCGGCUGCUUAAAGAAGCCCCAUCCAAAGCCCUUAAGUGAGAGCUUUUUUAUGGUCAAAGGAGCUGCGCUAUUCCUGCAGCAAGGAAACAGUCCACAAGGUCCACCACGGAGUCUCCCACAUCCCCACAAACAUGCAGGUGAUUUGCCUCAGCACCUUCAGGUGAUGAUCAACCUCCUUCGCUGUGAGGACAGAAUCAAGCUGGCCGUGCUCUUAGAAAGUGCGUGGAGCGACCGUGUGAGGUACAUGGUGGUGGUCUACAGCACCGGGCGCCAAGACACUGAGGAGAACAUUCUCCUGGGCGUGGACUUUUCCAGCAAGGAGAGCCAGAGUUGUACCAUUGGGAUGGUGCUGCGCCUGUGGAGCGAUACGAAAAUCCACCUGGAUGGAGACGGUGGGUUUAGCAUCAGCACGGCGGGCAAGAUGCACAUCUUCAAACCUGUCUCGGUGCAAGCCAUGUGGUCUGCCUUACAGAUCCUUCACAAGGCUUGCGAGAUGGCGCGGAGGCACAACUACUUUCCAGGGGGGAUGGCGCUUGUCUGGGCCACCUACUAUGAGAGCUGCAUUGCUUCCGAGCAGAGUUGCCUCAACGAGUGGAACGCCAUGCAGGACCUGGAGUCUCCACGCCCCGACUCGCCUGCACUCUACAUGGACAAGCCAACUGAGCGGGAAAGGGCAGAAUGGUUGAUCAAGGCCAAACUCCGGAGCAUCAUGAUGAGCGAAGAUCUGGAGAACGUGACUUCCAAAGAAAUCCGGAACGAGCUGGAGAAGCAGAUGAACUGCAACUUGAAAGAAUUCAAGGAAUUCAUUGACAAUGAGAUGCUUCUCAUCCUGGGGCAGAUGGACAAGCCCUCCCUCAUCUUUGAUCACCUCUACCUGGGCUCUGAAUGGAACGCCUCGAACCUGGAGGAGCUUCAGGGCUCCGGCGUGGACUACAUUUUAAACGUCACCAGGGAGAUCGACAACUUCUUCCCGGGGUUGUUUGCGUACCACAACAUCCGCGUCUAUGAUGAAGAAACGACCGAUCUUCUCGCCCACUGGAACGAGGCUUACCAUUUUAUCAACAAAGCCAAGAAAAACCACUCCAAGUGUCUGGUUCACUGCAAGAUGGGCGUGAGCCGCUCCGCGUCAACGGUCAUUGCCUACGCUAUGAAGGAGUUUGGAUGGUCCCUGGAGAAAGCCUACAGUUACGUCAGGCAGAAGCGCAGCAUCGCUCGGCCCAACGCCGGGUUCAUGAGGCAGCUGCUGGAAUAUCAGGGUAUCCUGGAUGCCAGCAAACAGCGCCACAACAAGCUCUGGAAACAGCAGCCGGGAGGCGGCCUCCCCCCCAGGGCAGAAAGCCCUGCUGGGCCCAAUGAUCUCCUGCUCGGUAGCCUGGAGGACAUGGACCUGGACCCUCCCGCCCCCCCCAUCUGCACAGACCGCCGAACACCCCUCGACUCGGUGGGCCUCCACUACUGCUUGCGGCGCCUCUCCAACUCCUUGCCGGCCCCCCGGGAGCCGUGUCUGCAGCUGGAGGACCUGGAGGCAGAUGCUAUGCUGGAGGAGGCCGGCUCUGCCACCAGGGACCUGCUGGGCCAGCUGCAGGCAGGAAUGCUGGAGGUCAGCGCAGACCCCCAGGGCCACCAGAAACCCGAGGCAGUUCCUCGGCUGCCAGUCUCUGAGGAGGAGAAGCCCACCGAACGAUGGAAGCGGCGGUCGCUCGAAGAGGAGGGCAGGCACAACUGCGAGAACCUGAAUAACAACACAGUAAGAGGAGCUGCCCGGAUGACUUUGAACAUGAAGCCCUGUUCGGCAUCCUCAACAAAGUCAGCCCCCCCUACAAAUCUUGCACUGACUGCAUGUAUCCCUUGGGUGGGUCCCCUCCUGAAGCCUUCAGGGAUGCCCUGGAGGUCCUGCCAGCGGAGCCCCCUUGCCACCGUGCCACCAUCUGCACCCAGCCCUCCUUCCCAGUGUUUCUGGAGCAGGCCUUCUGCAAGUCUCCUCUGAAGGAAUCCCAGGGACCGAGAGCCAACAGUUUGCUCCCGAUGGUUGUGGGAAAUGAGGUGCAGGACGUCAGUCCUGAUCAACCAGCUUCAGGGUGGCCCUGUGGCCCUUCUGAAAAGCCCAGGGAGGCCCCUAAAACCGCAGGAGGU